This is a messenger RNA of Galeopterus variegatus (Sunda flying lemur), 354 nucleotides long. It is a transcript of the gene CDC42EP5, whose product is annotated as CDC42 effector protein (Rho GTPase binding) 5. Bases 157 to 354 code for a protein of 65 amino acids. NCBI's taxonomy places the organism in Eukaryota, Metazoa, Chordata, Mammalia, Dermoptera, Cynocephalidae. The transcript is spliced from 3 exons. The record is from RefSeq and is a predicted model, not a curated record.
AGAUCCCGCCCGGAGGAAGAAGGAAGAAGGCGCGGGCCGGGGACUAGGAGGCGGAGGAGGAUUCCGAGCCUGGGAGAGAGGGGACCCAGCGAGAGAGGGUUCCCAGUGGAGCCGAAGCCUGAGUGCGCGCCUGUCUCGCUCGGCGAGGACCACGAGAUGCCGGUGCUGAAGCAGCUGGGCCCGGCGCAGCCCAAGAAGCGUCCGGAACGCGGCGCCCUGUCCAUCUCUGCGCCCCUCGGCGAUUUUCGACACACGCUGCACGUGGGGCGCGGCGGAGACGCCUUCGGGGACACCUCGUUCCUGAGCCCACUCCAGGGCCCGCUGCUGCCCCAACGCGGACCUCGAGCUGGAUGA